Molecule: messenger RNA, 3789 nt
Organism: Oreochromis aureus
Lineage: Eukaryota; Metazoa; Chordata; Actinopteri; Cichliformes; Cichlidae
Gene: cbsb
Product: cystathionine beta-synthase b
Exons: 15
Coding region: 3-1778 (591 amino acids)
Cellular component (GO): cytoplasm
Molecular function (GO): cysteine synthase activity; cystathionine beta-synthase activity
Source: RefSeq, a predicted model, not a curated record
CCAUGCCCUCUGUUUCUGGUGCUGCAUCCUUGGAAGAAGUUCCCUCUCCUUGCACAUCUCCAGCUAACCCAACAAAUGCAGAAGUCACUUGUGCUAAAGCAUCUUCAAGUGUGCGUCAGGCUACAGCAGCUGUGACCAGUGGUGACAGGUUAUCUGCUGAUGGUGAAGAUAAGGAUGAAUCAUUCACCGAGACUCAGCUGGAGAACACAGACGAGACUCCCGGUGAGACGAAGUGGAUCCGUCCUGAUUUGCCCAGCAGAUGUACUUGGAAGCUGGGCGCACCCAUGUCAGAGUCGCCUCAUAGCCACUCAGCACGCACCGAGCCCUCCGGCAUCCUCUCCAGCAUCCUUGAGAAAAUUGGACACACACCUCUGGUUCGCUUGAACAAAGUCCCCAAAGAGUUUGGGCUCAAGUGUGAUAUCUUGGCCAAGUGUGAGUUCUUCAAUGCAGGAGGCAGUGUGAAAGACAGGAUCGCCCUGCGCAUGGUGGAGGACGCCGAGAGAGCCGGGGUCCUAAAACCAGGAGACACCAUCAUCGAGCCCUCCUCUGGAAACACGGGUAUUGGCCUCGCCCUCAUAGCUGCGGUAAAAGGCUACCACUGCAUCAUUGUGAUGCCUGAGAAGAUGAGCAUGGAGAAGGUGCAUGUGCUGCGAGCUCUCGGGGCAGAAAUUGUCCGCACACCCACAGCUGCAGCUUUCGAUUCACCAGAGUCUCAUAUACGUACGGCCUGGCGUCUGAAGAACGAGAUCCCCAACUCGCACAUCCUCGACCAGUAUCGCAAUGCAAGCAACCCCCUGGCUCACUACGACACCACGGCUGAGGAGAUACUGGAGCAGUGUGAUGGUAAAUUGGACAUGUUGGUGGCUGGAGCCGGCACGGGCGGCACACUCACCGGUGUUGCUCGAAAGUUAAAGGAAAGAUGUCCAAAUGUCAAGAUAGUCGGUGUGGAUCCUGAAGGCUCUGUUCUGGUUGGCUCAGAGGAGAAAAGUGAAAAGUUUCCAUUUGAAGUGGAAGGUAUUGGAUAUGACUUCAUCCCCACAGUACUGGACGGAUCUAUUGUGGAUGUUUGGUACAAAUCAACCGACACAGAAACGUUCCUUAUGUCCCGCAAACUGAUCAGAGAGGAGGGUCUUUUGUGCGGUGGCAGCUCUGGCUCAGCGAUGGCAGCAGCUGUGAAGAUGGCUCAGCAGCUGGAGGAGGGGCAGCGCUGUGUGGUCAUCCUGCCUGACUCUGUCCGCAACUACAUGUCAAAGUUCCUGAGGGAUCAGUGGAUGUGUGAGAAAGGCUUCCUCUGCUUGGACGCUCAAAUGGACCCAAAACCCUGGUGGUGGAACCGGACUGUUCAGAGUCUACACCUGUCUGCCCCCCUCACCGUCACACAUUCUGUGUCCUGCCAGAAAACCAUUGAGAUCCUAAAGGAGAACUCACUGGAUCAGGCACCAGUCGUCACUGAGUCAGGGGCCAUCCUGGGAAUGGUGACUCUGGAAACCAUUCUGUCCUCUCUGUUGGCGGGGAAGGUUGAACUUUCAGCAGCUGUUAGCGCGGUGCUCCUCAAAGACUACAAACAGGUGCACCUGACAGACGACCUGGGGAAGCUUUCCCAUAUCCUCAAAACUAAUAACUUUGCUCUGGUGGUUCACAAUCAUACACAAUACGGGGUCGAUGGGUCGGCCCUCCAGAGGAAGAUUUUAUUUGCCGUCGUGACAGCGAUUGACCUUCUCUCCUACAUCACCACACACGAGGGGCAGGACCGCAACCAUCAAAGUCAGGCGUCGUAACCCAGUGACUGUGUCCUGUUUAAGGCACACAAAACAUGUUAAUGUAAAGGAGGAGCCCGCUACAGAUUGGGUGAGAUGGAUGCAGAUGAUCUGCUGUGGCGACCCCUGCAAGGAGCCGGAGAAAGGAGAAGAAGAAGAAGCAGACACACAAAAGUUUUCCCCAGCAUGAGUCCUUACUGAGCUAAUAAGACAAUGCCUUUUCAUAAUAAGGGCGUUUCACCGUCACAACAAGUGACUCGUUGACAUCUGGCUCUACUCAGAUCAGCUGGUUGGUGUGUUUGCGAAAACUGCAAGGUGCCCCCUGGUGGACAAAAUAUGCAACAACAACACUGAUAACAUGGCUGAAGGGUGUUUCAGUAAACAUUCAAAUCUAUCAUCACUUAUGCCUACGCUGUGCUAUGACUGUUUGGCACGUUAACUUUGGAUAUUCCUUUAAAUAACGCCAUGUUUUUGUUGCAUUUAUGAAAUUAUAGACUAAAAAUAAGAAAAAUGCAAUUUCCUUUUUAUGGCACAAUUGUCAAAUUGGGGAAAAACCAAUUAUCUUGCACAGGCCUAAUUUGAAACAGAGUAGAUAUUAAUCUGUGUAGGUCAGUUUGAAUGCUACCUGUGUUUGUGCAAAUGAGUCCUAUUAAAAUUACUGAUAAGAAAUAAAACACACAAAACCCCAAUAGUUUUAAAAAUAAUGAAAGUUUUUUAAAAAAUAGGCCACUUUCAGUUUAAUUUGACCGAAGCCCAGCUGCAGGUCAUGCACAUGGGACAGCAGCAGGGUUGGUGGUGCACACUUAAAUUCAUGCACAAUUAAAUUCUUUAUAUUCAACUUUUCAUAACAGAUAAAAUUAAACAGCAGGAGUCAUGACUAGCCAUUUAUGUGUGUGCAUUCAUGCUAGUCAUGGGUUCGGAUAAACUAAUAAGGUGAUAGGCAUAAGCUAUGGCACAUUUAAGCUGACAAAAAAAACAAACUUUAUUUUUAAAACUUGCAGAGGUUACACCCUUUAACAGUUGGAAAAUUUAGACUUCCUUACAAUGAUAAAUCAAAUUAUAACUCAUAGAUUAUUCCUGUUCAUCUAGAUUUUAAUCAGAGCCACAGCAGAAGCUCCAUGCAGCCCUGCAGCUGCCGGUUACAGAGCCCUACCCUAGACUGCAUAAGCGCUGAUCUCACCCGUGCAAGGUUAUAUAUUAUACUGUAUAACCUGCAAACAAGAUAUGGCUCCAUAGUUUUGUUUCCCCAAAUAUGACAAAGCAUAUCAGCUCUUGCAGUUGAGUUCAGAGAUUGUGCUGCUAUGAAAAAAAUGCCUGUCUACUCUCUGUUUAGUGUGCAGGGAAUCAGAUGGAGGAUGCUGAGAUAUGCAGGAAAGACGUAAUCGAUGUGCUUGUCAACACAUGCUCGACAGUGACACACACACGGAGAACACACACUGAGGUGUGAAUGACAUGUCUCUGUCUAAGUGGCCCAAAUUGAAUCUCAUCGUUUCCGAGCCGGUGCACAGCUACCGGCAGUGACGGAGGACUCUCGUCACUGGCCUGUUGCCUUCAGUUAUGUCACUGAGUGAGACUCGGGCCUCAAAUCCCUCAGUGCCAGUGCCAAUGUCACUAACAGCCCUGCUGGUACAGCACAUCACACCUCCCAACCACCAUUAUCUAACCCAGUAGAGUGAAGUCACCGGGUCACACACCUGCAGUCACGACCCCUCGCCAAGAAAGUUACACUUGCGUCAGUGCAGCAAAUGGUUCAACCUCUAAGCUAUUAUCAUUGCAAAUCCUUUCUGGGAAAUCAAUAAAGUUGAAAAUAGCACAGUUAAAUGUUUAAUGAUGAAGAAUACACCGUGUCCAGAGAGCUACUGCAGCACCCUGGCUCAGUCUGCAUACUGAGCAUAAACUGCGUCUUUGUAGUCCCCACAGGUUUGCAUGUGCAUAUUACAAAUAAAUCUUGAAGGACUUUGAGGAAAAUUCAGUGAAAAGGGUUUCAUGUGAGAUUUACAAAGAACUAUAAAAUUCAGCAUUUUAAUCCAGA